Messenger RNA from Caenorhabditis angaria, 893 nucleotides. NCBI's taxonomy places the organism in Eukaryota, Metazoa, Nematoda, Chromadorea, Rhabditida, Rhabditidae. The record is from the annotation of a GenBank genome assembly.
AUGUUUCAAACUCAUCCGCUAUUCUCAACAACAUUGCUCGGUGUUCAACCACCGCUUCCACCUUCCGUCACUCUUGCCACAUCCCUCCCCCUUCCAACAACAACCGCCUCACCAUCGAGUCUUCUGAUGACGCCACCAACAACAUCGCCGCCAAAUCAUUUGCCAUUUAUUUUGGGAUUUCCUAGUACAUCGACGACAACAUCGAUUCUGAUGGAUACUGUGCUGGCGGCACAGCGAAAGAAUCAACAGCAGAUGGCGAAUUUGAUUAUUAAGCAGGAGCAGAGAACGAGUCCACCAACUGCGACAACACCAUCGAUUAAGGUGGGUGGGAGGGGGAUUGGGAAGUGGGAAGUGGGGAAUGGGGAGAUCAAGAUUCUUUGGAAGCUAGGGCACAGAUUUUCAAUCUACAGUAGUUUAAAGCCACGUGGAUUUUUUUGGCGCCAAAAAUUGUCGGAUUUUUCGAUCUGCAUAUAACAAUCUAAUGGAAUCAUUUUGCAGAAUGAGCAAAAAAUUUUAAUAAAUUUUUUGAAACAUAGAAAAUUCUGGAUUUUUUAAUUUUUCAUUUAAAAAUUUUGAAACCUCGGAUUUCUGAAAAUUCAAUUUUGAACUUAAAGUCUUGAGAUUGUUAGGUUCAAAAAAUCAGAUCCGAAAAUUUUUUUAGUUCCCAAAAAAAAAACACGUGGAAUUUUUUGGCGCCAAAAAUUUUCUGCCACGUGGAUUUUUUGAUCUACAAUUCAUAAAUAAUAGAAUCAUUUUGCAGAAUGAGCAAAAAAUUUUAAUAAAUUUUUUGAAACAUAAAAAAUUCUGGAUUUUUAAAGGUGGAGUACGAGAUAAAAAUAAGUUAAAUUCAAAAAAUCAAAUCCAAAAAAAAUUCCGAUUCCAAUCAGCCCUAA